GUCUUCAAACUUUAGUACCGCAGUGGACACUCUGACACAUGCACAGCACUAACACCUCAGCGCCAUGGCGCCAGGCUUGUCGUGCUUUGCGCUUUGUGGCUCGGUUGUAGUCUCCAUAGAGCUUUGGAUAAUCCAGCCGGUUGCCAUGCGGGAGCUUUGCCCUCGUCCUAUCGCCUACGAAAGCUCGCGAGUCUGGUCUUUCGUUGUGACCAUUCUCCCUUUUGCUCUUUUCGGCAUAGGACACUACUCAGCUACAGCUUCAGCUUCUGAUAGCGAUGCAGGCGUGGAAAUUCGCGGGCGUUGUGGCGCUCUUGGCUCUGAGCCAGCAGGUUGCGGCGAAGGGAAGUAAGGAGGACAAGGAGCGUCCGGGUAUCUGCGAGGAGACCGAGGACUGCACGGCCGAUGGAUACCAGUGCGUGGCGCUGCAGACCACGCGUGCCGGCACCGACACGGUCAAGCAGUGCCUUCCUAAGGAACAGGACACGGACGUGUGCUCGGGCCAGUACCCGGGUCUGUGCCCAACCUUCUCGUCCUGGACGAGUCCGUACAACCAGAUCAGCAGUGUCUGCACGUACAAGCCCGCCGAGAAGUGUGUGAGCGGCACCACCAACAGCAGCUCGGGAUCGAGCGAGGGAGUCAUCUGUGUGUCGGGUGCUAAGGACUCGAACGGUGAGGCCAUCGACGCUAUCUACGGUUGCGUUGACUUCGACACUAGCGCUCUUGAAGUGCUUUUCGGUGAGGAAGACGCCACUGACCUGGCCGACGAUCUGUCCACGGCGUCGGCUCUGAUCUCCAACUGCCUCAGCACGAACGCGACGAGCAACUCGACGCUGCUGUGUUCCGGUCAGGGAACGUGCGUCCCGGACACUAUCGGCUCGCUCAACUACACGUGCCGUUGCAACGUCGGCUACAGUGGCGACUUCUGUGACAAUAUUGACUCGAACAAGUGCCAGUUGCCGGGCCAGUGCGCCACGGGUGUGUGCAACCUUGAGACUCAGGAGUGCGAGUGUGCGGCCGGCACCACGGGCGACCAGUGCUCGGAGUGCGACGCUACGUCGGACAAGGCUUGCAACGGCAAGGGCACGUGCUCCAACUCGGUGUGUGAGUGUGAGGACGGCUGGGAGGGUCUCCAGUGCACCAAGGAGAGUGCCAAGAAGAAAUCGUCCAAGUCGGCAUCAAGCAAGGCCUCCUCGUCGGACACCACGACCGGCAGCUCUAGCGGAGCCGUGUCGGCUCGCCCUCUGAGCUACGUCGCCAUGGGCGUGGCCUCCAUCCUCGCUGCUGCUUUCUUCAACUAGUCGGAUCUACCAAGAUAUGUAGAAGUAAUACACGAGUCUUGUGUGUAUUUCGCGACCGCAAUCUAUUGAACAUGAAAAUUCUCUUUCACUAGCAACACC
Messenger RNA from Phytophthora nicotianae INRA-310, 1397 nucleotides. RefSeq lists its product as hypothetical. The record is from RefSeq and is a predicted model, not a curated record. The transcript has a single exon. Bases 276 to 1298 code for a protein of 340 amino acids. NCBI's taxonomy places the organism in Eukaryota, Oomycota, Peronosporomycetes, Peronosporales, Peronosporaceae.